Molecule: messenger RNA, 4666 nt
Organism: Jaculus jaculus (lesser Egyptian jerboa)
Lineage: Eukaryota; Metazoa; Chordata; Mammalia; Rodentia; Dipodidae
Gene: Dpp10
Product: dipeptidyl peptidase like 10
Exons: 22
Coding region: 390-2453 (687 amino acids)
Biological process (GO): proteolysis
Molecular function (GO): dipeptidyl-peptidase activity; serine-type peptidase activity
Source: RefSeq, a predicted model, not a curated record
UCGGCUCCAGCCAGAUCAGGUGUCGGCGGCCAGCCGCUCGCCGCCCCACUAACUUGCCACUUCGGUCGCUGUUGCCUCUUAUCGCAGAGGCUCUGUGCGUUUCUGGGUUAGUGGUGGCGGUGGGGAAGGGAGGACAGCUGGGUGUCAGAGGCUCCGCUGUAGCCAAAAAAGAGGAAUCCUGCCACGGGGGCGCCUGCCUGCCACCUCGGCUCUCCUUCCCCUCCCUGCCGCUCCCCUCCCCCUCCCCACCCCUUCGCCGCCGCUUUCCCGUUCCGCCAAUUCGGAGAGCGACGACGGGCCCGCCUGUGACAUGCGAUCGCUGCCAAGUGACGGUCCCCGAGUGUGAAGUGCCCGCGAGCGAGGGAGAGCUCCAAGGCGGGCAGCCGGGGAUGACAGCCAUGAAACAGGAGCAGCAGCCCACCCCGGGGGCGAGGGCCAGCCAGACGCAGCCGACGGACCAGGAACUGGGAAGUAACAGCCCUCCACAGAGAAACUGGAAGGGAAUUGCUAUUGCUCUGCUGGUGAUUGUGGUAGUCUGCUCCCUCAUCACUAUGUCAGUCAUCCUCUUAACUCCAGAUGAGCUCACAAAUUCAUCAGAAACCAGACUAUCUUUAGAAGACCUUUUCAGGAAGGACUUUGUGACUCACAAUCCCGAAGCUCGGUGGAUCAAUGAUACAGACGUGGUGUAUAAAAACGAGACUGGACAUGUCAUUAAAUUGAAUAUAGAAACGAACGCCACCACAUUAUUAUUGGAAAACACAACCUUUGUAACAUUCAAAGCAUCCAGACAUUCAGUGUCACCUGACUUAAUGUAUGUCCUUCUGGCUUAUGAUGUCAAACAGAUUUUUCAUUAUUCCUAUACAGCCUCAUAUGUGAUUUACAAUAUACACACUAGGGAAGUGUGGGAGUUGAAUCCACCAGAGGUAGAGGACUCAGUCUUGCAGUAUGCAGCCUGGGGCGUCCAAGGACAGCAGCUGGUUUAUAUUUUUGAAAAUAAUAUCUACUACCAACCUGAUAUAAAGAGCAGUUCCUUGCGUCUGACCUCCUCAGGAAAAGAAGGAGUCAUUUUUAAUGGUAUUGCUGACUGGUUAUACGAAGAGGAAAUUCUGCAUUCCCACAUUGCCCACUGGUGGUCGCCUGAUGGAGAGAGGCUUGCCUUCUUGACAAUAAAUGACUCCUUGGUGCCUAACAUGGUUGUACCUCGGUUUACUGGAGCACUAUACCCCAAAGCAAAGCAGUAUCCAUAUCCCAAGGCAGGUCAAGUGAACCCAACAAUAAAAUUAUAUGUUGUAAACUUAUAUGGACCAGCUCACACACUGGAACUGAUGCCCCCCGACAGCUUUAAAUCAAGGGAAUACUAUAUCACCAUGGUUAAAUGGGUAAGCAACACAAGGACAGUGGUCAGAUGGUUAAAUCGGCCUCAGAACAUCUCCAUUCUCACUGUCUGUGAGUCUACUACAGGGGCUUGCUCUAGGAAAUAUGAGAUGACAUCUGACACCUGGCUCUCUAAACAGAAUGAGGAACCUGUGUUUGCUAGAGAUGGCAGCAAAUUUUUCAUGACGGUUCCUGUUAAGCAAGGUGGCCGUGGGGAGUUCCAUCACAUAGCUAUGUUCCUAGUCCAGAGUAAAAGUGAGCAGAUAACUGUGCGGCACCUGACCUCAGGAAACUGGGAGGUGAUAAAGAUCUUGGCAUACGAUGAAAGGACUCAAAAAAUUUAUUUUCUGAGCACCGAGUUUUCUCCUCGAGGGAGGCAGCUGUACAGGGAUGAAGAACCAGGAGGCCAGCUGGUGACAGAUAAGUUCCACAUGGAUUGGGAUUCUGUGCUUGUUGACACCAAUAAUGUCAUUGUAGCAAGAUUUGAUGGCAGAGGAAGUGGUUUCCAGGGCCUGAAAAUUUUGCAGGAGAUCCACAGAAGGAUAGGCUCAGUAGACUCAAAGGACCAGAUAGCAGCAGUGAAAUAUCUACUGAAACAGCCAUACAUUGACUCCAAAAGAUUAAGUAUUUUUGGAAAGGGGUAUGGAGGCUAUAUUGCUUCAAUGAUCUUAAAAUCAGAUGAAAAGCUUUUUAAAUGUGGAGCUGUAGUUGCACCCAUCAUAGACCUGAAAUUGUACGCCUCUGCUUUCUCUGAGCGAUAUCUUGGUAUGCCAUCUAAAGAAGAGAGCACUUACCAGGCAUCCAGUGUACUACAUAAUAUCCAUGGCUUAAGAGAAGAAAAUAUAUUAAUAAUUCAUGGAACUGCUGACACAAAAGUUCAUUUCCAACAUUCAGCAGAAUUAAUCAAGCAUCUAAUAAAAGCUGGAGUGAAUUAUACUAUGCAGGUCUAUCCAGAUGAAGGUUAUCACGUGUCUGAAAAGAGCAAGCAUCACCUCUACAGCACACUCCUCAGAUUCUUCAGUGACUGUUUACAAGAAGAAAUACCCGUGCUCCCACAGGAACCAGAAGAAGAUGAAUAAUGGACCCUAUUUAUACUGAACUGACAGGGAUAAGGAGGCUCAGUGAAACCGCACCAAGAGACUGUCGUAUUGUAGAUGCUCCAGGAGUUAAGGGCAGCUUGAGGAGAUGAAAAUAGAACAGCACACUCAGAUUAUGAACUCAAAUUCGAAGUGAGAAGUUCACAUCUACUGCGUGGCCAAUGGUGCAGAAUCCGUUUCGUUGAAAAAGGAAGGUCAAAGGGUUGGAUUCCUAGGGGAAAAUAAUAGUUUUACAUUAAAGUAGGAAUAGUGCAUGUUUUCUUCUGUUAUCCCGUUUCUUCUGUAACUAGUUACUCUCAUUUUAAUUUCAAUGGCUACCAUUACUUUUGCAUAAAAUGCACAAUUUAUCAUCAGUACUGCAGUGCCCACUCAUUGAUGGGUGAGCUGCCAUUUAACACUUCACUGUACCUUUACAAAUAAGUGCAAUUCUCUCAUUGUCAAUUAUUAUGCUUAAGAAAAUAUUCAGUUAAUAAAAACAGAAUAUUUUAUAUAUAUAUAUAAUUUCUGUUUUAAAAAGGCAUUAUUAAUUAAAUCAGUCAAAGGCUAUGUAGACGUAUGGGUUCCAGCACCUUCCAAAGUUCAGCCAAUUAACAGUAGAUGCAGUAUCUAUAAAUCAACACACACAAGUGUGUGACUCACGAUAAAUAUAUAUACAUAUAUAUAUAUAUAUAUAUAUACACGCACGUGUGCAUAGACUGACAGUGACUCUAUCUUUACUUGUUAUUCAUGUGACAAAAGGGUAACUGUUGAUGGGUUAGAAAGGAUGAGCUUUUUUUGGAUGUAAUGGAUGCUUUGUUUAAUGAGCCAAAUAGGAUGAAACAUUUUUUUUUUUCCAAUUCAAAUUCUAGCUCUUACUUUCCUAUAAAUGUUUGGGUUGUGUUUGGUAUUGUUUUUAGUGGUUAAUAGUUUUUCUAGUUGAUGUUUGAUUUUUUGAAUAUGAUACCUUGUCUCAUGUAAAUUAGAUACUUCAAUAUUAAAUUAUAGUUUCUGAUAAAGAAAUUUUGUUAACAAUGCAAUGCCACUGAGUGGUGUCUUGCUCUUUUGGUGGAGAAGGCUUUUUUAAAAACUUCAGUCAUUUUUACUUCCAUCUCUCAGUGAAGAAUCAAUUCUCAUUUUUUUCACAAUGGUGAAAGCAAAGACCUGAGUUAUUUCAUUGUUCAAUUUCUAUUUAGGAUUCUACUGCCUGCCCAGUUCAUCCACUAUUGUUGAAUUUAAGCCCUUCUGGUAUGAAUUAGAAAUGAAAUAUUUUUUAUUCAUUGGCCAAGACAUUCACAAAUAGCAGCACUUGUUAUCUACUUUGAAUGGAAGGCACACGACACGUUGGCUUCCAUUCUGUCCUGGCUUGCUAAGAGUGGAAAAGUGAACUUAAUUGUAUGUACAGACUUGACUUAAGUCAUGAGAAUGUUAACUGUGGUGUCUGAAAUCAGAGUGCAUUCUUACUCCACAGAAGGGAUCUUAGAGGAAAUGUUGGAGUAUCCAAAACCAAGCAUGGACAUUCAGAAAAAUACAGGCAGUCAUAUACUGUGUUUUUCAUGGCAUAGAAAAAAAUAAAUUUCUGAAGAAAGGUUGAUUAUCAUGGUCUCAGAAAUUCCAGAGGGAAAUAAGAACUGUCAAAAAGUUGUUUGUCCAAGGCCCAAGCCAGAACUCUUGGUGUACAGCUCAUUAGAACCACCAGCUGGGCCUCCCACCUUUUCCUGUAUGUUCUGGAAUUGUGUCUUCACUGCCCCAUUAGAUUCAAUUUAAAAUGUGAAAGACACUGUCUUCAGAAAGACCCAUUUUAGGUCUUCAAGGAUAGCAAACACUUUUUUUUUUUUUUUAAACAAAAUCAGUUGUUUAAAAGGAAAAGUUUUAACUAUUUUAUUAAGAUGGAGAUUUCUUUUUAGGCUGAUUUGAAGUCCAACUGAAGCUUUCUAAUCAAUAUUUUAGAAUUCAACCACUAGAGUUUUUUAUGAUGCAAAUAAUUAUGUUGUCUGAAAGAUGUGGUUUUAUUGACUAUUUGAGUAACAUUUACAAAGUGUUUACCUUUUAAUGUUCAUUAUUUCUCUUGUUUUAUUAUUAUUAUCAAUGUUUAUCUAUUUUUUAAUUAAUUUAAUACAGUUUGUAAUGUGAAUGACAUUUGUCUGGAACCCACUUUCACCUUAAAGUACAAAAUGGAUUUCAAAUGAAAACAUGCUGUUUAUCAGGAUGAUGGGAAA